This is a messenger RNA of Clonostachys rhizophaga, 843 nucleotides long. The record is from the annotation of a GenBank genome assembly. Lineage: Eukaryota; Fungi; Ascomycota; Sordariomycetes; Hypocreales; Bionectriaceae.
AUGCCGCCGGUGCAGUUCUUCAGGUCUUCAAUGCCAUUAUAUCCCAUCUCGAAGGGGUCUAAAGCGUUGUGGAUGAACGCCAAGUCCAUUGGAAGCCAACUGCCGACUACGGAAGAGUCCCAGUGGCCGAACCGAUUAGAGAAUCUGUCGGGCCAAGAAAGAUCAUCAGUGCCUGCGAUUACUACCACCACUGUGGAUCUUUUCAGCGCUUAUGACGAAGUUGCAACAGUUAUCGAGGAUGGCGAUGCCCUGAUUAAUCUCUUCUAUGCUAAUUUUCAUGCUGCCCACCCAAAUCUGGUACCCCGAGGCAGCUACAGCUCGCAAGGCUAUCCCGAUUACCUGAAGUUGAGAAAUGUUAUGCAUGUAUCUGACCCUCAACCCCGUGACUACUGGUGGCAAGAAGUCUUUGAUGCAGUCGUGGUGGCUUCGGGGCAUUUCAAUAUUGCCCACGUUCCACAUAUUGAAGGUCUUGAAGAAAUCUCGAAGGAACACCCUGAACUGUCUGAGCACUCCAAGUCCUGGAGAUUACGAGAAGACUUCAUCGGAAAGGUGAUGGCCGCCGUUGGCAGCGGCGUUUCUGGCGCUGAUUUAUCUGAAGACUUGCACGACAUUGUCCAGGCACCACUUCAUGUCUCUAUGAGGACUGAGGUCGAAUUCUUGAAGAACACGUUUCGCCUGCCCAAUGUGGUUACAAAAUCCUCUAUUAAGAGAAUAUCGAGCGAGGCAGCAGGAACUCUUAAUUUUGAAGAUGGAUCGAUAUUGCAAGGUUUUGACAAGGCCAUUUUCGCAAUGGGAUAUAGGCUAUCGUACCCAUUCCUGCCAUUUGAGGCUGGAACCUCAUAA